AUGCAGAAUCUCACGACUCCACUAUACUGCUACAACCCACAAACACAGCAGUGCUUUCAGUUCCUACUCGAAACGCCUGCACUUGGAUACUUUGACACCUUUGUGUCCUUGAUCGCAGCUGCCUGGACAGCGAGUACUGGCAUACUUGCUACCUACUACCUCAACUACGGACCAGAGUCGUGGCAGGACCUCGUCCCCGGCGAAGAUUGGCUUAAAAGUUUUCCCGACCCUCAAGUCCUUUACGACAGGAUCGUUUCCAGCUUACCGGAUUUCAAUUCUUGGAACGACGUACUCGCGGCGUUUUCCAUUGUCGCGACUUUCGCCAACACACUAGUCUCGUUAGCACCUUACAUUCGACGUCGGAUCAAAAUCCCAGGUAUGGCUGGACUUCUUGGCGGUGGAGGCGGCGGAGGACCGCUUGAUGGCGUGACGGGCGCAGCCGGAGGAGUUGCUGGAGGGCUGGGUGGAGAUGGGGGUCCUCUGGUACGUUCUUUUGUGACAAGGACCAUCUCCAAUGCAUCGAAGAUGUUAAGACCGCGAGUGCUGGCAGCCUUCAAGCCCUCGUGUUGCCCCGUGGUUUUCAAGACACUAGCUGAUCUUCUACUAUUUGACAGGGAGCCGUAGGAGGUCUGACUGAUACUGUCGGCGGCCUCGGCGGCGGUUUGCUCGGUGGAGGUCAAGGGCUCAACUUGGUUGGGCUGGUCAGUCAACAAUCGAUCUGUUCCCUCGAUUUGACUCGCACUGAUUUUGAGUCUUUCUUAGGUCGGAGUUGGAAGCGAUGAUCCCGCUCUUUUAGAUUUAAACCCAGCUGAUAAGAAGACCGUGAAAGCUGCACGAGCGCAAGAGGCAGCGAAAAGAAAGCAACAGCGAGAGCAACAGUACGUUUCAAGAUCUUCGAAUCCUACGAGACUUGACUAAAGAUGGGAACAGGCUAAAGCAAAUACAAGAAGCUGUCAAGAACCAAGGAGGCAAUCCAACCGUGGAACAAGAACUAGCUCACAAGAAGCUUCAGGACGACCAGAAGGCAGACGAAACUGAAGAGGGAAAGGUCAAUAAGAUUCUGGACUCGGAUACUCCCCCAAAGCCUCAAGCUGGCCCUGGCGGUCUUACGAAUGGCUUGACUAAUGGUGUUGCCGGAGGCAGUGGACCUUUGGGAAAUGCCACGAGCCUGGCUUCAGGGGCUACUGGUGGCCUCGGCGGCCUUACGGACACUGCCGGUGGACUUGCAGGCCAGAAUGGGCCUGCCGGCGGAGCUCUUGGAAACGCUACCAAUACUGCAGGUGGGCUCACCGGACAGAACGGCCCGGCUGGAGCAUUAGGAGGUGCGACCGGAGCCUUGGGAGGCGACCCAUUAGGAGGUUUGACCGGGGGCCUCGGUGGGUUAGGAGGAGGACUCCUUGGUGGCGGCGAAGGCCUGAAUGUCGCAGGUCUGGUGGGCCUUGGUUUGUCUGAACCGUAAACGCUGUAACCUGCAAUGGGACUGACCAUCGCGACAGGAUCUGACGACCCGGCGCUGGUGGAUCUCAACCCAGCCGAGAAGAAGGAAGCCAAAUUGAAGAAGAUGCAACAGCUGCAGCAAGAGAAAGCCCGCACUGCCCAACAGAAGAAGGCUCUGCAGGAUGCUGUCCGGGCACAAGGCGGUCAGGCCACCCCCGAGCAGCAGAGAGCAUGGCAGGAGUGGGAGCAAAAAGACGUGGCCAUUGCCCAAUCUGCCCAUAAGCUACAGAACAGCAUCGCGCAAGACGACCGUGAUAUUGCAAAUGGAGUCACCGGAAGUCGAGGCGGCUAUGGCGGUGGUUCGACCACAGGCGCUGGUAAUCAAGCCGCUGGUGGAAUGGCCAUGGGCGGCAGUGGCGCAAGCAAAGGCGGCUGUCUAUGCCUCGCCCCUCCUGCUCAAGGAACACUGCCGGCUCCAAGCUUGAUGUACGCCUACCUGGCUCCUGCUUAUCCGGCUGCUGGUCAAUACCCGUACGUGUUGACGUUCGCCAACGCGCAAGUGGCCCAGCAAUGGUACCAGGGCGUCAGCGCUUCUGGUGUGCAGCAGAUCACCCCACAAUGGUACACCUACCACUAUACAGCACCGUACCCAAUCUCGCAGGACCAGCGCUUCCAGAACUCGCCUCUCGGUGGCCAGAUGAUGGCUACGAAGAUCAACCCCGACUACGGUAGCCCCUUGUUGCCACCACAGACCGCCGACGGCUACCUGGUUCCAUCGCGAGCGUCGCACACGUAUGUCGCCAACGCUACUUGCAAACCACAGCAGGGCGGUUCUCAACCUGUUGACUCGUAUAACCCGGGCGGCAUUCCUGGCAAUCAACCACAACCCCCUAAUCCAAAUAUGGCCGGAGGACGAGACCACUUCUUUCCGGACAAAGGAGGCGACACCAACAGGCUGCCAGGCUACCCAUCAGUUCCAGGACAGCAAGGCUUCAACCCCGGAAACAGUGGUGGUUUCCCAGGCAAUACCGGCUACCCAGGUAACACAGCUGGAGGCUCCUACCCAUCGGGCCAGCAGCCCUUCAAUCCCCAUCAAGGCCAGCAAGGCGUCUUCAACCCGGGCGCAAGUGGGACUAUGUACCCAGGAACUGGAGGCUCGGAUGUUCCUGGACAGCCGGGUGGUUCCUACCCAGCAACUUCAGGCUCAUAUAUUCCUGGUCAGCCAGGUGGUUACAACCCGGGGAGUGGAGGCUCAUAUAUCCCGGGACAGCCAGGUAGUUACAACCCGGGGAGUGGAGGCUCAUACACCCCGGGACAGCCAGGUGGUUCCUAUCCGGGAACUGCAGGCUCAUACAACCCGGGACAGCAAGUUGGCCCUUACCCAGGCACAAGUGGCUCGUACAAUCCUCAACCAACGAAUCAGUCUCGAUACACUCUGGAACAAGCCGCGAGAGAUCGCGCGAAUGCUCUCAAAGGGCAAGGGGACCCUCGACCAGUCGAUCAGAUCUAUAGGGAUUCUCUCAGUGAUCUGAAGGGCUCCUGCUGUGGACCGUCGGGACCUUUCCCUGAUUAUCAACAUACUGGGCAGCAAGCACAGAACCAGCAGCAGUUUGGAGGUCAACAGGUGGGUGGCCAGCAGCUUGGGAGCCAACAGCUCCCGGGCCAGUUGUCUGGAGGUCAACAACUUCCAGGCCAGCUACCUGGAGGUGCUGGGCAGCAACUGCCUGGAGGACUCGGUCAGCAAGGACAGCAGGGCGGACAGCAACCCGGCGGGCUUGGGGGCGCGUUGGGCGGGCUUCCAGCCGUAGGAGGCCUCACUGGCGGACUCACCAGCGGCCUGCUCGGAGGCGGCCAAGGCCUGAACGUAGCUGGCAUCGCCGGCGUCGGCAGCGACCAAGGUAUUACAAUGCCAUAACCCACCCUCCACAUCGUCGACAAGCUAACACAUCACUCCCAGACGCUCUCCUCGACAUCUCCCCAGCCGAGAAGCAGAAGGCCAAGCAAGCAAAGGCACAAGAGCUCGCCCAACAGAAGGCGCAAGUGCAGCAGAAAAUCCAGCAGCUGCAGCAACAGCAUCGACAGCAGGGCGGCCAGCUCACGCCUCAGCAACAGGCGGAGUACAACCAGGCUAUGCAGAUGAUGACCUCCAUUGACCAGAAGCAGCAGGCGCAGGCCGCGGGUCUUGACCCGGGGCUCACGUCGGGCUUGACGCAGGGCUUGCCGAUGGGCAAUAAUGCUCUCGGCGGGCUGCCCGGUGGCAAUGCUCUUGGAGGCCUAGGCGAUGCCGCGGGCGGUCUCCCCGGUGGUAGUGCCGUCGGAGGUCUGGCCGGCGGCGGUUUGGGCAACGCCGCUGGUGGUCUCCCCGCCGUGGGUGGUCUGACUGGAGGUUUGGGUUUGUAG
Messenger RNA from Lecanosticta acicola, 3837 nucleotides. The record is from the annotation of a GenBank genome assembly. NCBI's taxonomy places the organism in Eukaryota, Fungi, Ascomycota, Dothideomycetes, Mycosphaerellales, Mycosphaerellaceae.